GAGCGCUCCGGCGCGGCCGCGGGCCCGGUCCCCAUUAACAAAAGAGCCAAGAGGAGCACAACCAACUUUCUCCCAUCCCUCCCCCGGAUAAAGGUUCAGAGCAACGGUUCACACCAAAGGCCCCUUCAAAUUUGCCCCCUCUGAGAACCAUGGGUAGAUGCUGGCGUCAUCCCGACUUCCGGCCGUUGUCAAGCACCUGAGCGAACGGUGGGGUUAGAUGGUUUACCGGCCGCGCUCCUAACGUUGUGGGGACGAAUAGGUGACUGGUCCGUGCGGUUACACUACUCUUCCGUUAUCCACAGCGAGAUACUGAGGCGGCCGGGGCAGCCUCUGUUGUCCGGACGGUCGCCCGGCGGUGACGCAGGGGGGAGCGGCGGAUGUGCGCGAGGGACAGGCGGUUGGAUGGCGCAGCUGUGCGGAGCCGGGUGGCGUCACCUCGGGCCAAGCGUGGCCAUGGCAGCCUGGGCGGCGCGCUUCUGGUCUUCAGGAUCCAGUACAGAAUCAGUACAGGAGAGGCAAAAACGACUGAUGGCUCGGGGACUCCCAAAGCAAAAAGCAAUUCCUGGAGUGAAACAUGUUAUUGUUGUAGCUUCUGGUAAAGGAGGUGUUGGAAAAUCAACCACUGCAGUGAAUUUGGCUUUGGGAUUAGCAACCUUCGAAUCGCAUGUGGGACUGCUAGAUGCAGAUGUGCAUGGUCCAUCUAUUCCACGUAUGAUGAAUCUGAAAGGAAAUCCAGCUUUAACAGACAGCAACUUGAUGAUACCCUUGGUGAACUAUGGAAUUAACUGCAUGUCAAUGGGUUUUCUGGUGGAGGAAACAGCACCAAUUGUUUGGCGAGGUCUAAUGGUGAUGUCAGCAAUAGAAAAGCUGUUGAGACAAGUUGACUGGGGUCAAUUGGAUUACCUUGUUAUAGAUAUGCCACCUGGCACAGGAGAUGUGCAGCUUUCCAUCUCUCAAAACAUACCUAUUUCAGGAGCUGUUAUUGUUUCUACUCCCCAGGACAUUGCUUUGUUGGAUGCACAGCGAGCAGCAAAGAUGUUUCAAAAAGUUAGUGUUCCUGUUCUUGGUAUUGUUCAAAACAUGAGUGUUUUCCAGUGUCCGAAGUGCAAACAUGAGACUCACAUAUUUGGGGCUGAAGGAGCAAAAGAGCUGGCAGCAAAGCUUCAAUUAGAUGUUUUAGGUGAUAUUCCACUACAUAUAAAUAUAAGAGAAAUGUCAGAUAAAGGCCAACCUAUUGUUGUAUCUCAUCCAGACAGUCCAGAGGGACAGUCGUGGAUAAUUUGAAGCAGUAGGGCACUCUACAUUGGGAGAGAGAGAGAUUAAAAAUGUUGUGCUGCACACGUCCUGAGUACUCGCCCUGAGAUGCUAUCCGGUCCCACAGCCUCGUGACUCAUCGGAAACAUCUGCGUACCUCAGCCUCAGAGAUGACUAGGUUGCAGGUUAUAAUGGUGGUUUUCCUUGGAGGCUCAAAGUUAAUGACAUUGAACUAAACAUAAAAGCGAUUGAGCUCAUUUGGGAGAGAGGCCGCAAUGUUGGCAGCACCACUGCGUUUGGCUUUGAAGUCUUCAGUGGUAUGCGAUCCUCACCACAAGUCAGAUGUGCUAUUGGUUGUGAAUCUUGACUCAUUCUUGUCCCUGCAUUCAUUAAAAGAAUGUGCUGUUCACAUGAGACUCUGACUCGUUAAUAGCUGAUUGUCGUCUGAGCUUGUCCACACUAAAGACUGGAGUAUCAUUGAUAAUCAGUGUGUUUUUUCACUUCUUUUGUGGUAAAUAUGCAUUUUUUACACUGACUUCUAAAUGAACCAAUCUAAUCUGGACCCAUUAAGGCUGUUUAGCUGGUUAAUGCACUGCAUUUGCUAGCUGAAGAACAGUAUGUUCUUGACUGGAAGAUGUUUGGAAGUUAUGAUUGGCCUCUGCAGUUGAAUUGGUCAUGGUUGUGAGAAGCCAUUCAAUGAGGCAUAACUUCUUGGUGGAGUACAAUCUGAGCAACAGAGUACUGUCACUUUGGUUCCUUGGCCAUUGAACCACAUGGUUUGUGUUCUUCUCAUGGCACGGUUAUGGAGAAUGCAACAAAUAAAGAAUUCAGCCUUCUCCUGGGUGUAGACACUGUAAUCUUAUCUUAAUUACCCUAGUUCAUGACAUAAUUACAACAGUGCUCAGAGAAAUUGGGAGCAAAGGAAGGAGGAAAUGUUGUAAACAACCUUGUGAGCUUUAUAAAUUGUGUAAACUGAUAAUUUCUGUGAUUGCAUGAAAACAUAUAUGUUUGCCCAUUCAGCAUACAAUGUUGAACAGUGCAAAAUGAUUUCAGGGGCUUAUUGUUUGCAUUUUGAAUUAAGUUUUUCUUAGUGUAGAUGUUCUGAAGUUCUUUUGUCCAACCAUGAACAAAGUUGAACUUAGAACUGUUUAUCUGCUGAGCUUGCAAUUGUAAUUCUUGAGUUACAAAAAGGAUAAAUGUUCUAAAAGCUGGAUGAACUCAGCAAGUCGGGCAGCAUCCAUUGAAAGAAGCAGUCAAUGUUUCAGGUCGAGACCUUUCAUCAGCUUUUUUGUACGUCUUGAUUUAACCACAGCAUCUGCAGUGUACUUUGUGUGGAUAAACGUUUUCCUUCCACACAUUUUGGGAAAAUUCUCUUUAUUUCCAUUUCAAAAAGUUACAUAAGUAGUGGAUAGUUAUAAUAGAGAAACAGUAUUAAUCAAAGAUGUUACCUUGGAGAGGAUUAAAAGUUAAAUUCAGAAAAUGCUAAAUCUUUGACUGCCAGGGCAAAUGUUAAAAACAGUAUUUAUCUAAUGGCCAAACAGUUAUGAAAGAACUGUUUAAACUUGUGAUUUUAAGAAUAAUUUGAACAAAAAUCAAAAAAACAUGCUGCCUGAAAUUAGAAUUAUCAGUACUUUAAGGCGAGAGUAUAUAGGGUUAAUUUUUUUGUUGUUGGAGAUGUCUCAAGGACCCAAUCCUAAGACCAUUGAAUCUCUGUUUAAAGUUUAUGGUGACUGAUGACCAGUGAUUUGACUAUAACAUUUUCAUUAUUCUUUGCCCUCCUAUUAAUAACUAAUAAAAUAUAGCUUGUCAAUUGGUGAAUCAAUGGUGCUGAAUUUUCUAUGGGGAAUUGCAUUUUGAGAUGUGUCCAGAAUUGCAUUCUUUUUAAUUGAUGAGCUUGACAAAUGAUUGCCAGGAGUUACUUUUCAGAAUAUUUUCUUUGUGGCAGAAAUGCAUAUCUGCAGUUUACCUCGCACCAUGGUAGACUUAGCAGCUACUCUGCCCAAUCUGCUGAUAAUAGUUUAUUCACUUAACCAUAGGCAAAUUUUGAAGAAUGUGCAGCUGUAUGUACCUUUCAAUUUUGCACUUAAGAAAUAACCAUCAAUACUGAAUACCUAAAUAAAUCAAAUAAUUUUGUCUGAUUUUUCUG
Molecule: messenger RNA, 3400 nt
Organism: Hypanus sabinus (Atlantic stingray)
Lineage: Eukaryota; Metazoa; Chordata; Chondrichthyes; Myliobatiformes; Dasyatidae
Gene: nubpl
Product: nucleotide binding protein-like
Exons: 11
Coding region: 403-1284 (293 amino acids)
Biological process (GO): iron-sulfur cluster assembly; mitochondrial respiratory chain complex I assembly
Cellular component (GO): mitochondrion
Molecular function (GO): ATP-dependent FeS chaperone activity; 4 iron, 4 sulfur cluster binding; ATP binding
Source: RefSeq, a predicted model, not a curated record